CGGAAAGGCGCUAGUGCUUCUCUCGCGCAUUUAGUGCUACGCUAGAGAUCGCGGCCACCGCUGUUUGCCACCGACACCUGAGUGAUUCCUACGAGGCCCAACGAAAGGAACCUGUUUUGCUACGUGUCGUAAUAAACAUGCCACAGUUCGAUGAAGCUGUCGUCCAUGCGGAUGAAGACACACCAGUCGGCGCACCAAUCCGCCAGUUGGCCGGAGAAUGGCCCCAGUUCAGAGUCGCGUGCGACAAGUGGAUGCACUGCCCCGACUAUGGAGCCCGUGCCCACGAAAUACUCUUCGUCACCGAACAGGUUCCAGACCUUUCUCAUCAAAGUAAGUGGAUAGAGGACGUUGUCAGAAUCAUCGGCAAUAAGAUAUCGACGGAUGAGGUCUCAGAAGAGGACGUCAUCGGCGUGAGUUUGACGGCGUGGGGACUCGAGGAGAAACAUCGAGUAGUAGUGAUGGGUAUGCGCCAAAAGAAGCUAAUAAGUUUGAGUGCCUUGAAGAGCACUUUUGAAGGAAUCAAGCGCGAUAGACCUACAUUUCUAUCCAACGGGCCGCUAGUCAUCAAAGUUAAGCACGUCAGGCUAAACACGCAACAACCGAUUUGGGACAUAAGAGAGUUCCGCCAACGUUGUUUGAAGAAGAAAUCUAUAAUUACAGCAGGCUCCACUCCGUUACAUGUUGAAAACUUGUCGCGUGCUCUUGCCCUCAGUAAAGCCUACUUACAGAGACGCAACUCAACGCGACUGAGCAAAAUAUACAAGAGACUUAAGGGAUCGAACAGUAUUCACCUGCAAGUGGAAGCCAUGGCGCUGCGCAGAAUGGCGGGAGCAAGUGUUGCAAACAUCGGUUUGGCCCUGCACCGAUUCGACCGGUACUACACCAACAAGUUUACGCUAACGGUGUUUCUGGGACUGGACGGAAAGAGCGUUCUCUACGAGAGCUGGGCACCACCGAAGCCUGGCAGGCCGUACAUGGACGUCGUCACAGAUGGCCGCGAUUUCCAUGUGGUCACGUCUAUCGGCGCAGCCUUUUCUUCUGGUCAGAAGCGCCUAUACUGCCGCCAUUGUCGAGUGCAUUACCGUUACGAGAGCGAACACCAGUGCUUAGAGUGCUGCAGUCAUUGCCGGAAAGUCGGAGUGUGCUUGCCUGGUCAACACAAACACUGCAACGCGUGCAAAAGGGAUUUCGUCAACGACAGCUGCUUCAAGAGACACCUGUACGUGAACCGAGCAGGGAAGAGCACAUGUGACUUGCUGCAAAUGUGUACACUCUGUCGGGAAGAGUACAGCGUCGAGGGAAGGGCCAGAGGGCACAUUUGCGAUAGGAGACAGUCUAACCAGGCCGUAGCCACUGUGGCUGUGAGGAGAAGUGCGCGACCUCGCUGUGUCGGAGGAUCUACUGGUAAUUCAGACAAUGCGAAGAGGCCCCGUCUGGAUGUCGACUCGCCAGUUCUUGCAGCUGCAAAAAACAUAGCACUCUUCAUCGCGUCUACAUCGCGUGAACCUGCAGAUGAACGUAACACUUUCGGUUCAGAGACAGCUGACAUGCCAGAAAAGUACACUUCUCGUCCAGCUACAAAAUCACCUGCUAUACCAACAGUUGCCCAAGCACGCGGCAGCCCUCUGUGUACGGAGAGAUCGGUGGGCUCUGCACAGAAUCCCUCUGCUGGUCCAUCGCCUGGAGCUGGGAAUCUGCCGCCUGGAAGGGAAGCAGUGCGAGGUGGACGUCAGACUGGAGGCAGUGGAGCGGCGGCCGACCUGCCAAAGGAAGCCGGGCCAACUCCUCCACAUCCUGUUCGAGCACUCCAUUACACAGACGAAAGAAAGGUGGUUGUUUAUUAUUAAGCUGACUGUAAGUGCUGGCACUUUAGUAACUCCAACGGAACAUCCCGUACGAAUUAUGAUGUUGCCAGCAGUGAAUUACUAAUUGUCUUUUAUCAUAACUGUGGUCGAUUACCCAAUCAUUUAAGUUUCUACAUAUAAUGCUUAUGUUCUUCGUCAUCCAGGGACUUUAAAUUUACUGUGCCCACCGUGAUGCCCGUAAAUACAAAUCAAUUACAAGAACUUUAAACUUUAGGAUUUCAUAUCUGUGCUUCAUCUCUAUAAACUAAACUAGUGUUUUCUACGUAAAUUCUUAUAGUUUAGGUUACUUAUGUACGAAAAUUCUUCAUGUGUCACAACCUCGUUGUCGACGGGACGCUAAACAUUAACGUCCCUCCAGCCUUUAUUAGAAUUUUUUAAGCUUGAUGGCUAAUGUACGUCAUAACAGUUAUAUUUAGUACAUGAUUUUUGAAACUUUCUUUUGUAUUAGUUUUUGGCUGUGUGUGUGUGCGUGUGUGGGUGUGUUUAUGUCUGCUUGAGGGCGCAAUAAUAUGUGGGCAGUUAUUCCAUCAGACUGUGGAAUAAGCUUAACUUUUAUCAUAGUUAACCUAUAUGUGGGAAUAAACAGAGGUAGUGGGAUAUACAUUAUUUUAUGCAUCUUAGGUAUGGAUUUACGCUGCAAGAAUAAAGUAUUUCCAGCAUAAAUACAUUGUUUGGAACUACAGACAGAAAAUUGACGGAAGUCUUGCUGGUAACGGAAUACUUCUGUUUGUGUAUUUGAUUAUUACAUUUGCGGUGUCAUUAAGAUUUGUUCCUUUUGUGCCAAAUACGAAAUUAAAUGCCGUUCAGGAAAAUAAAAUGCUUUUG
Schistocerca gregaria is the source of this 2690-nucleotide messenger RNA. RefSeq lists its product as uncharacterized. Lineage: Eukaryota; Metazoa; Arthropoda; Insecta; Orthoptera; Acrididae. The coding region runs from base 138 to 1847 and encodes 569 amino acids. The record is from RefSeq and is a predicted model, not a curated record. The transcript has 2 exons.